Symbiodinium natans is the source of this 1929-nucleotide messenger RNA. The record is from the annotation of a GenBank genome assembly. Lineage: Eukaryota; Dinophyceae; Suessiales; Symbiodiniaceae.
GUGGCAGCCAUCAAGCCAGACAUUGAGAAGCUGAAAAGCGCCCAGGCAAGGGAGGCGCUAAGCGCUGCCGAUGCUCUUGGUGACAAGUGUAAGACCGACGAUGUGUACAAGAAACCCAUCAUCGAAGCAGGUGGCAUACAGCUGGCGGUGAAGCUGCUGGGCGACACAAAGGACGAGAAGCCCGCCCGGCUCCUAAUGUACCUCCUGGCCGGGGGUGCAGGCAGUGAAAGUGCCAACCAGGCGUUGCUGGAGGAGCCUGGCGCCGUCCCUUCGCUGGUGGAGGUCUUGCAGAAAGGCUCCAGCGAGGCGCGGUCCUAUUCCGCCGCUGUCCUCCGGAAUGUGUCCGAGGACUCGGAAGCUCGAAGCAAGGCCGUGGCCCAGCAGGAAGGCGUCGUCGAAGGGCUCGUGGGCCUCGUGACGGCGCCCCUCAGCGACCCCUGCGCUCAGCGCCGGGCAGCCGAAGCACUGGGGAACCUGGCAAGGCACCACGGCAUCCGGCUGAGCAAGGAUGCCAUCAGCAAGCUGGCGCAGCUAUGCCUGUCUCGCGACGAGGAUGUGGCGGAAGCGGCUGAGGAUGCUUUGGAGAACUUGGCGCGUCAUGACGCCAACAAGGCCACCGUCGACCAGGUGAACGCGGUCAAGGCCCACGUGGAAAAGCUUAAGAGCAACGUGGCAUCGGAUGCUGAAGCUGCCGCAGAAGCGCUUUUCAACAUUUGCGAUGGUGAAGAUGACGAUGUGCUGGAGCGACUCGUUGUGAAACUCGGAGGGAUGACUCCAGCCAUGAAGUUGCUGGAUGGCACGCCAACAGCGCAAGAGAACGCGGCAGCGCUUCUAAUGCUCCUCGUGAACACGGGCGACAGCGCCGUCCGUGCGCUGGCCGAAAACCCCAAUGCCAUCAGUUCUCUGGUGAAAGUUCUCCGGAGUGGCGCCGCCCCGGCCCAGGCCGACUCCGCGGGUGUGCUCCGCAACGCCUCCCACUCGGAAGCCUGCAGCAAGGCCAUGGCGGAGAAGGGCGCCAUCGAGGGGCUUGUGGAGCUGCUGAGCUCAGGGGGUCGGACCCGACAGCGCCGGGCGGCCGGCGCACUCGCGAACUUGGCCUGUCAGGGUGAGGGUCUUCGCACCGCCAUCGGGAAGGCUGGCGCCAUUGGCCCCUUGGUGGAGCUGCGAGCGUCUGACGACGACGAUGUGGCCGCAGCUGCUGGGGAUGCAUUGGACAACUUGGCUUUGAACGACGAGAACAAGGAGGUGAUCAAGGCCAGCGAGAAGAAGGCACCAGCCGAGCAGCCAGAGGCUGAGGGGCCCACAGCGGCCGACCCAGCGCAGGCCGUGCAGGCCUGCGAGCAAAAGGCACCAGGUGAGCAGCCAGAGGCAAAGAUGCAGGCGGGCUAUCCGACCCCCACGCCUUCCAGCGUUCUCCCCGAUGGCAAGGGCGCGAGGCUGGCCAUGUUCUCCUUGCGCUUCGACAACGGUCCCAUUGAGGCGAAGUUUCGCCGCAUACACCAACUGCUGAAGAGUCACAAUUUCAACGUGCUCAUGGUUGAUGCCGACGCUGGCGACAAUUUUGGCACCAUGACCAUGGACUACUUGGACGAGCUUGUUGAGAACAAGGGGCUCAUGAUCGCAGUUUGCACCAAGCACUAUGGCGAGAAGACGGCCUCUCCCUACAGCUCCUUUAACGAGCUCCGGUAUGCCCAGGAUUACCAGCUGGACGUCUUGCCCCUGAAGGUGGCAGACAUCUACCCACCACAGCCCCCAAGUGGCCCUGACCACAAGUACGAUCAGAAGGGCGAGGCGCGGAAGCUCCUGCGGAUGGUGCUGCGGCCCAAUAUCUCCUUCUUCGACUGCUGCAGUUUGAGUGAGCAGGAGAUUGCGCUUAAGAUUGCCAACAAGCUCCUGGGAAGGGGCCACGGCGUGUCGGGUCACGGCUGA